AUGGCGGCACCUCGAAGAUUCCUCAGCACCGCCUUGCUGCGCGUUGCCGCGCCGGCCGCCCCCCGAGCAUCCUCCUCCAUCACCACCAAGGUGGCUCCCGUCGCAAAUCGCUCCUACCACAUCCAGCGACGUCCCCUGAUCCCUCGCGCGGCCGCAGCCACGAAGAUCACCUCGCGCUCUUACUCCGACGACGCUAUCCCCGGCAGCCGACAGUGGAAUCACCUGGAUAUCAAGGAGCAGAUCAAGGCCAACGAGUCCUCGGACGACAAGCCCAGCGUAAUAUUUGUCGACGUACGAGAGCCAGAAGAGCUCUUUACCACGGGCAAGAUCCCCGGCGCCAUCAACAUCCCCAUCACCAGCGCCGUCCAGAGCUUCCACAUCUCAGACGAGGACUUUGUCGACCUCUACGGGUUCGAGCGCCCCGCCAAGGACGCGGAGCUCAUGUUCUACUGCAAGGCCGGCGUGAGGGCCAGGUCGGCCGCCGGCCUGGCGCAGCACGCUGGAUGGACAAACGUUGGGGAGUACUCGGGAAGCUGGAUCGACUGGCAGGCGCACAAUGGCCCCGUGGAGUAUAUCAAGGGCAAGAGGAGGUCUUGA
Messenger RNA from Clonostachys rhizophaga, 597 nucleotides. Lineage: Eukaryota; Fungi; Ascomycota; Sordariomycetes; Hypocreales; Bionectriaceae. The record is from the annotation of a GenBank genome assembly.